AUGGCCGGCUUUGGCAGCUUCUCCCACGCGCUCCUCGUGUCCUCCUCCGCCGGCUUGGGCUUGGCCCUCGACGCCGUCGCCUCGCCGAAGGGGUUCGCGGCGCCGCUCUGCGCGAACGGCGACGCGCCCUUGGCCGCGCCGCUCUGCGCGAACGGCGACGCGCCCUCCUUGGCGACGGGGUUCGCCGGCGCGGCCGCUCCGAAGGGUGACGCCGGCGCGGCGCCGCCCGCCGCGGGGGGCGCUCCGAAUGGUGACGCGGGCUUGGCCCCGCCGCCCGCGGGCGCUCCGAAUGGUGACGCGGGCUUGGCGGCGGCGGGGGUGGCGGCCCCGAAAGGCGACGCGGGGGAUGCGGGGGAUGCGGGGGAGGCGGGGGGCUUGGCGGAGGUGGCCGCGUCGAGCGCGGACGCGGGCAUGUCGAAGGGCGACGCGGCCGGGGGCUUGGAUCCCGAGGAUUUCUCGAACGGAUCCUCGAAGCCCUUGACCUUGCCCUUGCUCUUGCCCUCGCCGAACGUCGACGGGAGGGGCUUGGGGGACCGCUUCCGCGCCGCUGACAUCCCCGCGCGCGCGGCGGCCUCUUCGGGGGUGUCAUCCUCGCCGCCCGCGGCGCGCACCGCCGUCGAGGAGGCGCGUCGACGACGCGCGUUGAACCCGCAACCCUUGAGCGCUCUCGCACCCCGCGCGACGGAAGCGCCGUGCCUCGCUCGCGCGACCGCCGCCUGCGUCGACGAUAACGCGACGACGCUCAUUCUGUUGAUCUGUGGGGUGUUCUCCUACCCUCUCUCUCCCUGCGCUGACGAGCGAGCGCCCACACCUCCGGGCGAUCGGGUCGAGUGUCGCGCAGAGCGCCCAACCGCCUCUGACGUGAUGCAAGAUCUUUCGAGCUUUGAGAAGUUGGGCCCUGAAUGCCUGACUGACUGCCUGUGCGUAACCUGA
Messenger RNA from Micromonas commoda, 933 nucleotides. RefSeq lists its product with no specific name. The transcript has a single exon. The coding region runs from base 1 to 933 and encodes 310 amino acids. NCBI's taxonomy places the organism in Eukaryota, Viridiplantae, Chlorophyta, Mamiellophyceae, Mamiellales, Mamiellaceae. The record is from RefSeq and is a predicted model, not a curated record.